This is a messenger RNA of Rhinolophus ferrumequinum (greater horseshoe bat), 3715 nucleotides long. It is a transcript of the gene TRIM34, whose product is annotated as tripartite motif containing 34. NCBI's taxonomy places the organism in Eukaryota, Metazoa, Chordata, Mammalia, Chiroptera, Rhinolophidae. Gene Ontology annotation, molecular function: zinc ion binding; protein binding. The transcript has 8 exons. The record is from RefSeq and is a predicted model, not a curated record. The coding region runs from base 215 to 1783 and encodes 522 amino acids.
UGCAGUGUCCCUAAAGGACCGCCGCCCAUUUGGCCCUGAAGCUCCUUCGCCUUUCUUUAUCCUGCCAGCCCCAAGAAUUUCACUUUCACUUCUCAGCCAGCUGCUCUGGAGGAACUACGUACUUCGUACAGAUUGAGCCCGCUGGAGAGUGAAGCCUGAGUACGCCUGCCCCAGCUUUUCCUCAUCACUUAAACCAGGAGUCAAGACAUCUCCAAUGGGGUCUGAAGCAUUCCCUUUCAAUCUGCCCAUGCAUCCAGGAAUCUUUAAGCAAGAAGAGCCUCAAGAGUCAGGACAGGAAGAAGCCAGGGGAGGAGCUGCUGGGGUUUUAAAAUUCCUGGUGAACAUACAAGAAGACAUGACUUGUCCCAUCUGUCUGGAGCUUUUGACAGAACCCCUGAGUCUAGACUGUGGCCACAGCUUCUGCCAAACCUGCAUCACUGACAACAAGGAGUCAGAGAUUGGCCCAAGAGGGGAAAACAGAUGUCCUGUGUGUGGUAUCAGGUAUUCCCUUAGAAAUCUAUGGCUUAAUCAGCAUCUGGCCAACAUAGUGGAAGGGUUCAGGGAGGUCAAGUUGAGCCCAGAGGAGGGGCAGAAGAGAGAUCUCUGUGUGCGCCAUGCAGAGAAACUCCUGCUCUUCUGUAAGGAGGAUCGGAAGGUCAUUUGUCGGCUUUGUGAGAAGUCUCAGGAGCACCGUGGUCACCACAUAUUCCUCAUGGAGGAGGUUGUCCAGGAGUCUCGGGAGAAGCUCCAGGCAUCUCUAGAGAGACUGAGGAAAGAGCAACAGGAAGCUGAGAAGUUGGGAGCUGAAGUUAGAGAAGAGAGAACUUCCUGGAAGUAUCAGAUACAGACUGAGAGACAAAGGAUACAAACAGAAUUUAAUCAGCUUAGAAGAAUCCUGGACAGUGAGGAGCAAAAAGAACUGGAGAAAUUGGAGGAAGAGGAAAAGAAGACAUUGGAGGGCUUGGCUGAGGCUGAGGAUGAACUGCUCCAGCAGAGCCAGUUGCUGAAAGAGCUCAUCUCAGAUCUGGAGCGUCGCAGUGAAUGGUCAACAAUGGAGCUGCUGCAGGACAUGAGUGGAAUCAUGAAAUGGAGUGACACUUGGACACUGAAGAAGCCAAAAACUGUUUCCACAAAACUGAAGAGUGGAUUCCGUGCUCCAGAUCUGAGUGGAAUGCUGCACAUGUUUAAACAGCUAACACAUGUCCAGUGCUACUGGGUGGACAUCACAUUGAAUCCAUUCAACCUAAAUCUGAAUCUUGUCCUUUCAGAGGAUCAGAGACAGUUGGCGUCUAUGCCAAUUUGGCCUGUAAAGUAUUAUAAUUAUGGUACCUUGGGCUCCGAAUAUUUCUCCUCAGGGAAACACUAUUGGGAAAUAGAUGUGUCCAAGAAGACUGCCUGGAUCCUGGGGGUAUACUGUAGAAGACAUUCCCGUAAUACAAAGAUUGGUGUUAGACGAGGCAUAAAUCAUCAAAAUGUUUACUCCAGAUUCAGACCUGACAAUGGCUACUGGGUUGUAGGAUUACAGAAUGAAUCUGAGUACAAUGCCUUUGAGGACUCUUCCACCUCUGAUCCCAAGGUCUUGACUCUUUCCAUGGCUGUUCCUCCCUGUCGUGUUGGGGUUUUCCUAGACUAUGAAGCAGGCACUGUCUCAUUUUUUAAUGUCACAAACCACGGGUCACUCAUCUACAAGUUCUCUAAAUGUCGCUUUUCUCAGGCUGCAUAUCCAUAUUUCAAUCCUUGGAACUGUCCAGCUCCCAUGACUCUGUGCCAGCCAAACUCCUGAGCCUUCUCAUUCCCUCACCCACUUGUAGUGCCCCUUGUCCUAAGUGUCAUCUCCUGCACCUGAGCUCAUCUGUACCAUUCAUACCGUCUCUUCCUUGCUGUCUCCCUUUAGAAUUUUUACACAUCCUUGGGACGUACAGUUUCUGAUUUGAGUUAGGAGAGGACCUUAUUUACCCAUUUUUGUUUUCUCAAAGAAAGACAUCAGAGUCCCUCCUGAAGACAGCUGUAUUGGUAUGGUAGCAUCUGUGCCCUUCCAUUUAUCCAUAUUUUCCUUUAUCACUGACGUGAUGAGACGUGGUAAAACCUGUCUUCCAUCAUCCAUGAUCCUAAAACAGUUUAUAAUAAUCCCUAUCCACCAUCAACAACUAAGGAGUCUUUGAGUAUACGCCUGUGUUUGCCCAAGAUAUAGAAUGUUCAUUAGAGAGUCAAGAAAAGAAAAACAAAAAUAAUAUAUGUACCCAGAGUGAAAAUUCUGUGUUCAGAGUGUUUGAGUUCAAAUCCUCUCUUAUAGCUGUGUUAAUGAUGAAUAAAUUCUGAGUUUCUUUUUCCCAAAAUAGCAAUUGAGAUUUAAAACUGUACCUAACUCUUAAGAUCAUUGUCUACAACUGUCACUCAAUGUAAAGUACCUACUUAAGUGUCCUGCACAAUAUAAUAAAUAUUUGCUCUCGUGAUUACUGAAAAGUAUAAGCUGUGUCAGUGUCCUAUACAACAGAUUCGUGCCCUUGAGAGGAACAGUAAAUGAUUCUGCUGAAGUCUCAUUUUUUGAGUUCCCAGGCGCUGCUGUCAAGACCACUCCAGUUUCAGUCUUGUUUAUAGAACUUUUUAAACUGAUGCUGGGACUGUUUUCAAGGCCCUUUUGGGGAGGAAGGGUUAGAAAACUGCAACAUAGGAGUUUCCAAAUCUGUCCAGCAGAGGUAGCCAUGUCUUAAAAAGAACAGCCUUUUGGUGUUCAGGGCUUUACCUUGAGUUUGCCACCAUAUACACAUACCAUCUCACACACUUUUUUUUUCUAAUCAGUUUGAAAUUAUGAUGAGGUUUUGACUUACUCAGGAUAGCAAAGGAACAAACUUUUCUUAGAGGAGCAUACAUUAUAAAUUAGGGCCAAUCACUGUAUAGAGCCCAUAUCAAGAUAUCGAGGGGUAAUAACUUAUCUCAGGGGAAUGAGAAAGAAAGUAUGUGGCCUGGGAAAGGUAUGCAGAUGCACAUAUAAACCUCAUACUUACACACCAAAUGUAUAUAUGUAUAAUAUAUAAAUUAUGUACAUAAAUAUGUAGAGAAUGUUUAUCCCAAUUAAUCUUGAAAAAUACCAUAAGAAGAAAAAAUCCCUACAGGGUAGUUAAAUGAAUAUAUAAACUUAUGACGUGUUCCCCAAUAUCCCACAGCUAAUGAAUGGAGGAGGUAGGAUUAGAACUGGGUCUGUGUUUCUCUAGCACUGGUGCCCUUUCUGCAGUGUAUUCCUCCUGAAAAGGUAAGAGCCAGAUACCCCAGGAUGUGGGUUAGGAGGGAGAAUCCAGGAGAUGUAAUCUGCAGAAGGAGCCAGGAGCAUCAUGGGAAAAUCUUAGGUAUCAAUAUAGACUGAUGUGUUCAAUCCAUGUAGCCUUUAGUGAUUUAGGAGCAGCUCGUGGUAUUGGCUUGAAACAUGUUGAGUUUUUUCAUGAUCAGGGAGCUCUUGCAGGUGACAUACAGGGUGAACAUUGGGAGUUAAGAACCUGAACUUUGAAAUGAGAUAGAAUAUCAUUAUUGUGAUGUUGCUCCUUGCAGGCCCUUAUUAAAUGAAAUGUAAUUGGAUUCAGUUUCUCAUCAGAAAUAAACAUACUAGAACUUACCUGACAGUGAUAUGGGGGAAUUUAAUAAUAGAAUGUUUGCAAUAACUUCCUCAUUUCCUAGCACUUAAAUACUGAUCCAGAUUGGUGUUAAUUAAUUUUCACUGUGA